AUGAAGCGAAUUAUGGCCUUUCGUGAUCGACGAAACAUUAAAAUCCAUGGUGGACAUUUUAGAAUCGGUCGAAUAGCUUGUUCUUUGUGCGAUCAUUAUGUCAUGGGCAGUUCGUUGUAUGUGAUCGUUUUGGGCUUUAUAGGGACCGUAAUCACGACUCUUGAUAUAAUACGCACAAUAAAUUAUAAGAUUCCCAGAAUAUCAUCGCGGCACAGACAUAAUCAAGAAGUGCCUUUUACCGUCGAAAGAGACUUGAAGCUGAUGACGUCAAUACUGGGAAUCGAGCAUUAUACUUUAAUUAUGUUAGGCGCUAUCACGGAAUACCCUAUGCUACACACGCCCUGGUUGUUGAUGCAACUCUGCGUCAUCAUCGUAGAGAUCAUUAUCUUUCUCGUGAGAUUCUUUCUGGACGGUUUACAUAUAAAACGCAAUGAAAUAUUGCAAGCAAUAUUCACUUUGUAUAACUGGUUGCAAGUCUUCUGUCUCUUUUAUCGGCAAAUGCGACGAGUCAUGUAGUAACUUGCUCUAUUUUUUACAUUGAAUUAUAUUAUAUAAUUAUAUUAUAUAAUUAUUUUGAUACACAGGAUGGGAAUUAUAUAGCAAUGUAAUAUUUUUGUGCGUUCUUGGACAAUUUUUAUUUAAAUAAAUUUAAAUUUAGUUUUUAAAUAUGAAUUGAUUUAAUAUAUAUAUUCUCAAAUUUAAAAUACAAUAUUAAUUUAUAACA
Molecule: messenger RNA, 724 nt
Organism: Formica exsecta
Lineage: Eukaryota; Metazoa; Arthropoda; Insecta; Hymenoptera; Formicidae
Exons: 5
Coding region: 1-516 (171 amino acids)
Source: RefSeq, a predicted model, not a curated record